Messenger RNA from Camellia sinensis, 1497 nucleotides. The record is from RefSeq and is a predicted model, not a curated record. NCBI's taxonomy places the organism in Eukaryota, Viridiplantae, Streptophyta, Magnoliopsida, Ericales, Theaceae.
AAUACAUUACUUAACAUGGACUAAAGUUUUAUCAUAGUUUUGUGCUGAAUUUUCAUGUUUUUUCUUUUUCUAGUUGCUUCAAAGUUAUUGUACUCAAAGAUUUUGAAUUUUGAAUUAGGUUAUGAUGCUACUAGUGCAAAACCAUUUUAGGUGGUAUUUGAUCUCAUUUUACUGCUAACCAUUGGUUUUUUUAGUUUUGGUUCAAAUGAGUCACUUUUAAAAGUUGUGAUUGGCUAUAUGAAUGCAUUUUUUAUGUUUUUACUGUAUGUGUUCAGCAUCUGAGAAUGCUUUCAAAGGAAUUCUGACCAGUCUUCCCAAGGCAGGAGGUGGUGAGUUUGGAAAGUUCUAUAGCCUACCAGCACUGAAUGAUCCAAGGAUUGGUAAUUUUCUUACUAUCUUUUUAAGGUUUUGAUCAAUAUAAUUUUUUUUUGGUUCCUUUGCUGAUAUUCACUGCAUGAAUAAAUAUAAGUUGCUCAUAAAAGGAAAAAAAAUUGAAAAAGGGGAAAAGAAAGAAAGAAAGAAUAAGUAAAUUACCUUUUAUUUUAAAGUCAGUUCCCAACUUGCCAUGUUGCAUAAGAUUUUAUUUUUAUUUGAAAUAAUUUCUUCUUUCCCUGUUUCAUUGUAGUUUUAUGUAUAAUUUUGAGCCAUUAUUGAUAUUGUUUUCGGAUUCCCAACUAAAAUUGAUUAUAUUUAUAUAAUAAGUCAUAAGAUUUAUAUAGAGCAAUGAAAUCUUUAAUUAAAUAUACUUUUUAAGACACUUUCUCACAGUUUCUGAAACUUGAAAUGUGUGUUAACGUUAAUAUGAUGCUAUGUUGCCUUUUAAUCAUGUCAAAGUCAAGCUUUUCCUUCAUCAUCUUCCUUCUUCCAAGUUUUUGAAAUCCACCCAUUGCCAUUCACAAUCCUGAAAGGAACACACUUGAGCCUUUUGUUUUCAUCUGAUGCUUUUUAGUUUUUUGGCUAUGGUCUCCCUUAUACUUGUAUGUUCUAAUAAAAUAAUGUAAUGUAAGGAUUCUGUCAGCCCAUUUAACUGCUUAGACCAACUUCUAAUUUUUCAUGGGUAGGUUUAAUCUACUUCACCUUGCUAAGGUUUUUGAGGGGUUCUUUGUGGUUUUAUGUGUUCUGAUCGCCUUAUCACAGGUUAUGCAUCUUGAUGCUGAGAAAGAAAUGAUGUCUCAAUGUGUUGCCUUGCUUGGGAAAUUCAUUGCUAUUCGUGAGCCAAAUAUUCGAUAUCUUGGUUUGGAGACCCGGAUGUUGAUGGCCUUAGAUGUUCAGGACAUUAUUAAAAGGCAUCAAUCACAGAUCAUCACCUCCUUGAAGGAUCCAGAUAUCAGUAUUCGGAGACGUGCUCUUGAUCUGCUCUAUGGCAUGUGUGAUGUUUCAAAUGCAAAGGACAUAGUUGAAGAAUUAUUGCAGGUACCAUACUGCUGUUCGCAAACAGUUAACUGUCUUUGAUUUCAGUUGACAUUUACUUAAAAUAUAUAUAGUUGGCCGUAAAUG